UGUCCUUUUCCAAACCAACGUCCUCUUCGUCUCCUCCCUCGGCCCCCCUCGCCCUCCUCCUCCUCCUCCUCCUCGUCGAUCCCCAAAUCCCAUCCAAACCCUAAUCCAACCCUACCAAUCUCUCCGAUCCCCGUGGUUCAAUGGCGAUCCCCGUCGCCUCAUUCGCCGACGAGGCCUCCGCCUGCACCUCCGCCGCUGCCCUCCUCCUACGCGCGACCGCGGCGGCGUCGCCCUCGCACUACCUCCUCGCCGCGCUCCUCCUCGUCCUCGUCGUCCUCUGCCGGUUCCUCGAGAUCCACCUCCUCCGCGACCUCCUCCGCGGCCUCCGCGGCGACCCCGUCGCCCUCACCUUCGAUCCCGCGUCCGAGAUCUACCAGGGGGUCGCUUCCAAGUGCCGGAGCAUCCACGGAAGGUAUUUGGCCACGCCGUGGCUCGCCAGUCCCCAUUUUCAGACGGCAUUCUUGAACUUCUUUGGGAGGCCUCCUUCUUUUACCUACAGGAGGCAAUUAUUUACUGUCCAUGAUGGAGGAACAAUUGCUUUGGAUUGGUUGCUUGUUUCUGAUGUUGCAGGAGAUUUUUCUAGCACAGCCAAGGUCAUUUCUAAAGAUGAUACAACUCCUCUUGUGGUUAUCAUUCCUGGACUGACCAGUGAUUCUGCUGCUGCUUAUGUUAAACAUCUAGCUUAUUCAAUGGCAAGCCAUGGAUGGAAUGUUGUUGUAAGCAAUCAUAGGGGUCUUGCAGGCAUGUCCAUUACGUCAGAUUGCUUCUACAAUGCUGGAUGGACAGAAGAUGUUCGGGAAGUUGUUAAUUAUCUUCAUCGAGAGCAUCCAAAGGCUCCACUAUUUGCUGUUGGGACCAGCAUAGGCGCCAAUAUCCUGGUCAAGUAUCUUGGAGAAGAUGGGGAGAAUACGCCUGUUGCUGGUGCUGCAUCUAUUUGUUCUCCAUGGGAUCUGGUGGUAUGCGACAGGUUCAUAUCUCGCAAGCUUGUGCAAAGGUGCUAUGACAGAGCACUCACGAUUGGUCUCAAGGGUUACGCUCAGCUACAUCAGCCUAUCUUGUCUCGACUUGCAAACUGGGAAGGCAUUAGGAAAUCGCGCUCUGUAAGGGACUUUGACAACCAUGCCACUUGCCUAGUUGGAAAAUUCGAGACUGUAGAUACAUAUUACCGCCGGUGCAGCAGUGUCAGCUAUAUUGGGAAUGUCUCAGUGCCGCUAUUAUGCAUCAGUGCUUUGGAUGAUCCAGUUUGCACAAGAGAAGCUAUCCCUUGGGAUGAAUGCAGAGCCAACAAAAACAUUGUUUUGGCAACAACGGCACAUGGUGGGCAUCUUGCAUUCUUUGAAGGGCUAACAGCAAAGAGACUUUGGUGGGUUGGAGCUGUCCGAGAGUUCCUCUCCGUUCUACACUACAGUCCAUAUAUGCAUGGACAGAAAAAGACGCCACACCCUGGCUUGCACUCUUCAUUGGAAUCUUCCAUUGAUAAGAGUCCAUAUGUAAACAUAAUGGAAGAUGGAAUGGUCGCCGCAGUAUCUAAUGAUGCAGCAGAAAACAAGGACUCAACCGAAGACCAAACAACACAUGAAACGAAACCCGAAGAUUUCGCGGCGGCGGUUGGCGAACAACACGAAACCGGUAUAGAUGCGAGCACGAACUCUAAUCAUUGCACGGUAAAUUCUUUAGAAGAAAAAGAAGAGAAGGGCGAGGCAAAGAACGUAAACGAGGCGAUUGCCCCUUUAAGAAGAUCCGUAAAUCAGCUCUCGCGACGCCACGGGAGGUCGAUGUGGUUGUUUGCGUACAUCGCCGUGGUAUCAUCUUGGCCUCUUCUUGGUUCUUUAUUAUUUAUUGUCUUCAGAAAGAAGUUCAUGAAUUUAGGAUGGUUUACAAGAUGAAAUGGUGGUCACAAGUGCUUGUAUAUUUGUUUGCUGAGAACUUAAAUUAAAUGCCAAAAUUAAAGGAAAUUGAGUUUUAAUAGGCAUGUAUGUAUCAUUUGAUGUGCUUUGAUCAUCACUGCAAUAAAUGCACAAUUAUUCAUCAUCAA
This is a messenger RNA of Ananas comosus (pineapple), 2035 nucleotides long. RefSeq names its product embryogenesis-associated protein EMB8. NCBI's taxonomy places the organism in Eukaryota, Viridiplantae, Streptophyta, Magnoliopsida, Poales, Bromeliaceae. The coding region runs from base 141 to 1886 and encodes 581 amino acids. The transcript has 14 exons. The record is from RefSeq and is a predicted model, not a curated record. Gene Ontology annotation, molecular function: short-chain carboxylesterase activity; monoacylglycerol lipase activity.